Molecule: messenger RNA, 324 nt
Organism: Peronospora matthiolae
Lineage: Eukaryota; Oomycota; Peronosporomycetes; Peronosporales; Peronosporaceae
Source: the annotation of a GenBank genome assembly
AUGUGUCAGCGCCGUUAUGUCGGUGAUAUCCUCAGGUGCUUUGGAUUGGAGGAGUGCAAGGCUGUGGCGAGUCCUGUGGAUGUCAGCUCUCGACUGAUGUCAAGCAACACUGCGAGCAAGAUCGAUGUUCCAUUCCGUGAAGCUGUUGGUGCUUUGAUGCAUCUGACGACUACAACAAGACCGGACAUCGCCUAUGCUGUGAGCUUUGUGUCGCGCUUCAUGGAGAAUCCCCAAGAAGAACACUGGGUUGCGGUCAAGCGCUUCUUUCGGUACCUGGAGAACCCCCAAGAAGAACACUGGGUCGCGGUCAAGCUCAUUAUUUGA